Toxotes jaculatrix (banded archerfish) is the source of this 4071-nucleotide messenger RNA. RefSeq names its product transmembrane protein 63A (gene tmem63a). Gene Ontology annotation, cellular component: plasma membrane. Lineage: Eukaryota; Metazoa; Chordata; Actinopteri; Toxotidae. The transcript is spliced from 23 exons. The record is from RefSeq and is a predicted model, not a curated record. Bases 182 to 2527 code for a protein of 781 amino acids. Gene Ontology annotation, molecular function: calcium-activated cation channel activity.
UCCUCCUCAUCCUCCUCCUACAUGUGUAGAAACAGAGCGAGACUCCUGCCCCACUUUUGUGGAGGCUCGACGUCUGACUGGAACCCUGAGCACGAGGGCGUCUGCGCAAACGCGGAACAGGGAAGGGAGCGCACAAGGAUUUACAUAUGAUUUCAGACAAACUGCAGGUUCCGCUCCAGUGAUGUCUUCCCUUUGGUGGCUGGACUCAAAUGGUACCUCUCCCUCUGGCUUCCUGGACAACAGUACCUGCUUCAGCUCCACACAGAGCACCGUACUCAGUGGAGUCCAAUUUGGAGGAGUGCCAGUUGUGCUACUGAUUGAUUUCUGUGUCUUUCUGGUGUUGCUGGUCUUCUUCUCCAUUAUCAGGAGGAAGUUUUGGGACUACGGGCGUCUAGCACUGGUCGCAGACAACGAAGGGUUGACUGACUCAACACACCAUCGAUAUCAACGCGUGUCAUCUUAUGCGUCCAGCGUGGAUGACAUUGAAUAUGAACAGGGAUUCUGCUCUUGGCUGCCUUACAUCCUCAGAAUGGAUGAGGAAAAAAUGAAAGCCAGAUGUGGCAUGGACGCUGUUCACUACUUAUCCUUUCAGCGUCACCUGAUCGUCUUGCUGUUGGUCAUAACUUUCACAUCCCUGUCAGUCAUACUGCCUGUCAACUUGAGUGGAGACCUACUGGGUAAUGAUCCCAGGAAUUUCGGAAGGACAACUAUUGGGAAUCUUCAGAAGGGAAACUACCUGUUAUGGCUGCACACAGCGUUUGCAGUUUUCUACCUGAUCUUGACAGUUGUUCUGUUGCAAUAUCACACAUCAAAAAUGAAAGGCAUAUCCAGAGAGACAACCAGAAACACCUUGUUUUUGUGUUCAGUUCCUAAAACAGCAACAGAGGAAGCUAUACAGACCCAUUUCGUAGAGGCGUACCCUGCCUGCCAGGUGUGUGCUGUGACCCUGGGCUAUGAUGUGGCCAAGCUCAUGCACCUUGAUAAAGAAAGGAUUCGGGCUGGAAAAAACCUGCACUACUACGAGCAGGUGCUACAGAAAACAGGAAAACGUGAGCUGAUUAACCCCCGUCUGUGUGGGAAGUCUGGAAAGGUUGAUGCCGUAGAGUAUUACCGUACUAAAGAAAAAGAACUACUGGAAGAGGUGAGGCAGCAGGCAGAACUGGUGCCAGAGCGCCCCCUGGGGAUUGCCUUUGUGACCUUGCAAACCGAGGCUAUGGCCAAGUACAUUCUGAAAGACUUCAAUGCAGUCGAGUGUGGUGGCUCAAGCUCCUGUUGUGCGAAGGAGCCCCAACCCUCAUCUAACAGUAAAACUCUGAGAGUGAACAAGUGGAGGGUCGACUUUGCACCCCAUCCCAAAAAUGUGUACUGGCACAAUCUCUCAGUGCGGGGUUUUCGCUGGGCCCUUCGUUAUGUGAUGCUCAACAUCUUACUCUUCUUCCUUCUCACCUUCCUCACAACUCCCACCAUCAUUAUCAACACCAUAGACAAGUUCAAUGUGACCAAGCCCAUCUCCUAUCUCAACAGCCCCAUUAUCAGUCAGUUCUUCCCCACUUUCCUGCUGUGGUUGUUCUCCACAUUGCUGCCCACCAUAGUCUACUAUUCUACUCUAGGAGAAGCACACUGGAGCAGGUCCAGUGAGCAGCUGAGCAUGUUGCGUAAGCUCUACUUCUUCCUGCUCUUCAUGGUGCUUAUCCUCCCCUCGCUAGGACUGACCAGUCUUGCAGUGUUUUUCCGCUGGUUGUUUGAUUCAGAGUUUCUCUCAGGUGGCAAACUGCGGUUUGAGUGUGUGUUUUUACCUGACCAAGGAGCAUUUUUUGUCAACUAUGUGAUCGCAGCAGCCCUCGUGGGCUCUGGGAUGGAGUUGCUGCGGUUGCCAGGGUUACUGCUUUACACCAUUCGUUUGGCAUUUGCGCGCUCUACUGCUGAGAGAAAAUAUGUCAAACAGACCCAGGCCUAUGCGUUUGAAUAUGGAGCCAUGUAUGGCUGGUCCCUCUGUGUGUUCACUGUCAUUAUGGCUUACAGCAUCAUUUGUCCCAUGAUUGUGCCUUUUGGUCUCCUGUACAUGCUGCUGAAGCACUUGGUAGACAAACACAACCUAUACUUUGCCUACCUGCCUGCCCGCCUAGACCGCCAGGUCCACCUGGCAGCUGUCAAUCAAGCUCUGGCUGCGCCCAUCAUCUGCUUAAUAUGGCUUUACUUCUUUUCUGUCCUCAGAACAGGUUUCUUAGCCUCCACAUCUCUUUUCACCCUGGUGGUCCUGUGUAUCACCGUCUUCAUCUGCGUCUGCUACAGCUGCUUCGGCCAUUUCAAAUACCUCAGUCCACACUACUAUAAGGUGAAAGAGGAGGAUGAGGAUACAGCAGAUGGAGUGAAGGAAGACACCAAGGUCUACCUUCCCAGAGUGCUUAAUCCCAAAUCACCUGCCAGCACCUCACAGGGAUCUAAACACCAGCAGUCUUAUGGCUCUACAGUGGACAGCCAGGCCUGCACCUUCAGCCCAGUAGAGGAGAGGAUGUCAGAUGGCUGAAUCUGUGUGUUUCAACACAGAGUCAAAGCUUUGGAUUCCCUCGACUCCUGACUGUAAAUCUCCUUCCAUCACAGCGAUUUCAGUACUGAAGUCAGAGUUUGAAUUCACCUCCACCCUGCUGCUCAGUCAGAGACAGCCUGUCCCAUUGAGAGAAAAUCUCCAGAUGGUACAAGAAAAGAAUGUGCAAUGGCCCGUCCCACACUCAUCCAUCUUCCUUACUUUCUGCUUUUAGAAACAUGAGUUACUGGUGUGGACAGUUUGUUUCAUUUCAGCUUCUUUCUAAAGGAAAGAAGGUAAAUAGGAAUUUGUUGGAUAUUUUGAUAAUUAUUUGCACUUGAUCAGUAGAGUGGACACAACCAAGUGAAACCUGCCAAGUGAAAUCUUGUCUGUCCUAAAACACGGUUACAUGUUGUACGUUUCAGUGUGAGACCUCUGAUAAGGACCAAGUCACCAAGUAGCGUUUAACCAAAACCUGCCAAUACAAUCAAGCCAUAACGCUGGUGAAAAAAUACUGAAAUUCAUUUCUUGCACAUAAAUUAUAAGAAGCUAAUUAUGCAAUGAAGGUCAAUUAUGUAAAUAUAUCCAGAAUGAAGUAAUCAAGACAGCAACACUGAUGCCAAAGAGGUGGGCAAGCAGAGCUCUUGGUCCCACGUUCCUCCGGAGUAUCUUUUUUGAUGUCAGAGGACAGUGCCAACCCAGGGAAUAACUUAUUGCCUAAUGUUAAUAAUGUACCUUUUAUUUCAAGAUAGGUCUGUCUUUUUGUGUACUAACAAGAUAUUUUUACUUUAGUAAUAAGACAUCAGAGCAAGUAUUUAUAUCAGUAUUGCAGGAGUUUCUCAACCAAAGUUUUUUUUUGGUAUAAUCCAUGUAUUACAAUGGUUAAAGCAGUCAUUUGCAUUAUUGUUUAAGGAAAGAAAGUGAUGCUGUACGAUUAAUGAAUGAAUGUUUUGAACAGGUCAGUGUUUAUUUGUAUUUAAUGUGCUUUAAAGUUCUGUUUUUAAAUGUGCAUUUUAACAAGGAACUAAGCUCUGAAAGCAAACCUGUGUUUGGUUGUGUUGUGCUUCUUGCCAUUGGGGGGCACUGUUGACCUGUGCACUGAGCACUGUUGAGUGGGGUAACUCAACCUCUGAAAUAUUCAUAAAGCAGUGAAAAAGGACAAAUGCACAGUGUUGCAAUGAGGAUUUCUAACUUAUUCUGACAUCGGUAUGAGCCAGUUUACUGGACGACAGUUCCAGCAGCUCCACCUCCUCACCUGAUCUUUUACUUUUGUCUCCUUUUCUGUUCCUUUUUGCUUCCUCUUUAGCCUGCCCUUUUCCCCUUUCUCACCACGGUACCUGUCUCCGCUGAAAAGGACCUCUGUUGUGAUUUAAGGGCUUUUAGCAUACUGAUUAACACACUUGUUAAAUAUGGCUAAUGAAGUGCUAAGCUAACAACAUAUCUAGCUGCGCUGAAAGGAAGGGUUUCGGCUGUUGGACGAGGAUCAGUGUACUCUAAUGGAGCCUCACAGAAGGUCUUGAAGGAGCAGCUGCUGAAGUGGUUCUUAG